Messenger RNA from Pieris macdunnoughi, 1800 nucleotides. NCBI's taxonomy places the organism in Eukaryota, Metazoa, Arthropoda, Insecta, Lepidoptera, Pieridae. The record is from the annotation of a GenBank genome assembly.
AUGGUUAACAAAGCUUGGAACAAGGUUACUCCCACUUUAUCAAUUCCUGUAUUAAAUUGCAUCACUAAACAAGGCUUUAAUGCCAUGACUCCUAUACAAGCAGCCGUGAUUCCUCUGCUUCUGUCUUGUAAGGAUGUAGUGGCUGAGGCUGUAACUGGUUCAGGGAAAACCUUGGCUUUUGUUGUACCUAUGAUAGAAAUGUUGAUGAAGAAAGAACGAGAGAGUCCGCUUAGAAAAAAGUUCGUUUACUCAAUAAUUAUCUCACCAACAAGAGAAUUAGCUACUCAAAUUUUUGAAGUUAUUAAACAAUUUCUUCUGGAACCUGAGCUGCGCCAUUUCUCUAUUUGCUGUUUGGUGGGUGGACGUCCUGUUGUAUCUGACAUAGAAAAUAUUGAAAAGGGAGCUCAAAUCAUAGUUUGUACUCCAGGAAGGUUGCAGGACUUGUUAGCUGAACGUAAAAAUCUUAAUUUACCAGGAAGAGUUAGGGAGAUGGAACUCCUAAUAUUAGAUGAGGCAGAUCGUCUUUUAGACCUAGGUUUCAAUGCAACAUUAACAACAAUUUUGCAGUACCUUCCACGACAAAGACGAACCGGGCUAUUCUCAGCAACACAGACUAAGGAGCUCCAAGAUCUAGUUAGAGCUGGUCUUAGGAACCCUGUACUGAUAAGUGUUAAAGAAAAAUCAAGUAUAAGCACACCUAUUGCUCUUGAAAAUUACUACAUAAUUGUAGAACCUCAAGAUAAAUUUCUUUUUCUGUUGAAUUUCAUUAGAAAUCGACAAAUGAUGAAAGGCCUUUUUUUUCUUCCAACCUGUGCUUGUGUAGACUAUUGGGCUGAUGUGUUGCCCGUAUUUUUGCCAGAUUUAAAAAUAUUUGCAAUCCAUGGUAAAAUGAAACAGAAAAGAGGAAAGAUUCUGGAUAAGUUUAGAGAAGCUGAAAGUACCAUAUUACUAUGUACAGACCUAAUGGCAAGAGGCUUAGACAUACCAGAAGUAGAAUGGGUGCUCCAAUGGGAGCCUCCAACAAAUCCAGCGGCAUUAGUACACAGAGUGGGAAGAACGGCUCGAGGAGGGGCUGCUGGAUGUUCUCUUUUACCUCUCUUGCCCACUGAAGAUACAUAUGUCCCAUUUAUAAAGAGUAAUCAAAAGGUAGAACUUCAAGAUUGGAAGCAGUCUAGUGAUCAGAUCAAGAUUAGUGAUAAGUUAAGGCAUAAGGUCUUAACAAUACUCCACGAUCAACAGAGGAAGGAUCGGACUAUUCUUGAUAAAGGAAUGAGAGCAUUCGUAUCUCAUAUUAGAGCUUACUCAAAACAUGAGUGUAAUAUUCUUUUACAACUCAAAGAAUUACCUUUAGGUCAUAUAGCAACCAGUUACGGUCUCCUAAAGUUACCGUUAAUGCCAGAAAUAAGGGAAGAACAUAAAACACAAUUUAUUGGCCCUAAAGAUAAGAUUGACUUCAAUAGUAUAUCUUACAGGGAUAAGCAGAAAGAAACUAGUCGGCUGCAGAAGUUGCAAGAAUAUAAAAAAACUGGAAUCUGGCCCUCAAAAAAGAAAAAGAAGAUGGUGAAAACACAAGCCUGGGAACAAACUAAACAAAUUAAGCUAGAGAAGAAAGAGAAGCGUACGCAUAGAAAAGAAAUAAAAAAGAAGAUGAUAGCAGAAGGAAGGAAUACUAAGAAGAGAAAGACUGUCACUCAAGAGGAGCUACAGGAACUUGCAGCUGAUGUAGCUUUAUUAAAGAAAUUGAAGAAACGAAAGAUUAGUGAUGACCAGUUUGAUAAGGCAUUCAAUGUUGACAAAUAA